Rhizophagus irregularis DAOM 181602=DAOM 197198 is the source of this 1137-nucleotide messenger RNA. RefSeq lists its product as uncharacterized. NCBI's taxonomy places the organism in Eukaryota, Fungi, Glomeromycota, Glomeromycetes, Glomerales, Glomeraceae. Gene Ontology annotation, biological process: regulation of transcription by RNA polymerase II. The record is from RefSeq and is a predicted model, not a curated record. Gene Ontology annotation, molecular function: RNA polymerase II cis-regulatory region sequence-specific DNA binding; DNA-binding transcription factor activity, RNA polymerase II-specific; protein dimerization activity.
AUGUCCUUCCAGGCCAACCCGGAAAGUAUGCUCAGAUACCCAGAACAAAUGCAACACGAUGGUCUUCUAACUGAACAAGAUCAAAAAUUUAUUACUGAAUUUUUUAAUACAAUCGCAACCGAAGAACCACCAAAUCAUAUGAUGGAUAUCACACAUCACAGUCAAGCGAGUCUUUCAUUUCACGACGCUCAAACUUCAGUAAGAGGAUUUCAAGCAGGAUUUGGUUCUAACUUUGAUGCUAAUGCUGGGUACGCUGGAACUGGUGGAUAUAUAUAUCAACCUAUCGGUUCCGCCUCCAUUACCAUACCGGCAAACCAUGGCUAUAUUCAGACAGCUAAUUUUCAUCAAACAUCUUCGCAUGCUCAUAAUAAUUAUGUACAACCGCAAUAUCCUUUAAAUCAUCAAAUAUCGCUAAAUAAUGGAUUAAAUAUUCAUAGUACUGGAAAAGUCAAAUCCAUCGCAAAUAACCAUCCUUCAGCAUUGUAUAUAAAGACUGAACCAACGACAGUUAAUAAUAGAAGACAAAGAUCGCAAUCACCGCCAAGAUCAAAUUUAGUAGCAAAACAAGCUUUAAAACGUACUCCUUCUCGGCGAAAGUCUAUUAAAAAUUCAAAUGACGUAAAUACAUCAUUAAAUGAAUCCAAAUCAGAUGAAGGAAGUAAUUCAACGACAUCUACAGUAAUUCCUACACUUUCUUCUUCUCCGUCUGGAUUAAAUACUGGAUCAUCAUCGACAACAGAAGCAACACCAGCAUCGCCAAAAUUAGCAUCCACAUCAGAAUCAAAUAAUACUCAACCUCCAACACCGGCACCGAAUCGUGGAGGAAGAGGGAAAAAAGGACAUCACGAACUAUUAACUGAGGCAGAAAAAAAAGCAAAUCAUAUCGCAUCUGAACAGAAAAGACGACAGAACAUUCGUUUGGGUUUUGACCAAUUAGUUGAAAUUGUACCAACACUUAGUCAAUGUCAUCGAAGCGAGGCAUUGAUUCUUCAAAAAUCUGUGGAAUAUAUACAACAGCUCCUAAUGCAAAAAAAUGAAUUAAAAGAUCGAGUCAAGUCGUUGCAGGCAACAUUAGGCGAUGCACCCGAUCAUGUGGAUGAUUCGUCAUCUGACGGAGAACUCGACCUUAUCUUCUGA